UGUAAACAUGUCUCUCGGUAACAUUAACUACAAGUUAGAUUCGCUCUCCCUGGCUUCAACAAAAAAGAAAAUCAUCGUUGCGGUCGACUAUGGAACAACUUUCACAGGAGCGGCUUACGUGAACUCCUCCAGCGACGUCAAUAUCAUCAACAUAUGGCCAGGAACUGGAAGAGAUACCGACCACGUAUGGAAAACCCCCUCCUGCAUUGCUUAUCCGGACGAGAACAAAUCACUCGGGAAGCGGAAAUGGGGGUUUCAAGUUGAACCAGGGCAUAAGUGCUACUCGUGGACCAAAUUACUCCUCGACAAGAACGCUCCUUUAACGAAAUAUGAUGACCCGAUGUUGGAGAAAGCAACAAAAUCAGGCAUUAUGCAACUUCCGCCUGGGAAAGACGCUGUGGGCGUUGUUGCAGAUUUUCUGACCAGUGUAUAUGAGCACAUUAUGCACAUCCUUGAGAAAGGACUCGCCGAGGAAAUUUUGGGCAUGUCCGCCAUUGAGUUUUGGUUCACAAUGCCGGCGAUAUGGUCCGAUAAAGCCCAGGCUGCGACUAGAGAAGCGGCGAAAAGGGCUGGCUUUGGUCCCAGGCCUGAACGACCUUUGGACACAAUCUACAUGAUCACUGAGCCUGAGGCGGCAGCCAUUGCGGCGCUAACAAGAAGCACAACUGACAUAGUCAGUGUUCCGGUGAAGUCUGGGGAUGGAGUCCUGGUUUGCGAUUGUGGAGGAGGAACUGUUGAUAUCACCACAUAUCUGAUAAGUGAAACCAAACCGAGGUUGUCUUUUGAAGAACUUUGCACUGGAACCGGUGGGAAAUGCGGUUCGACCGCACUUGACCGAAACUUCUACAAGCUCAUGUCGGAACGAUUUGGUACCGCUUUUGAUGCGCUACCAGCAAAACGAAUAGGACCUGGAAGUGCUUUCAUGAGACGUUUCGAAGCUCUCAAGAGAAAUUUCGGUUUGGACACGGAAGAUACUACCUAUGAGCUUCCUCUCAACAUCAGAUCUUCACAGGUUGCCCCUGAAUAUUACGACGAGGAGGAGGGAUCGGUUAUUGUGUCUGACCAAGACCUUCGUGAUGUUUUUGACCCAGUCGUGGAUCAAAUCAUACGUUUGAUAAAAACACAGAUGCAAGAUGCAAACAAAGAAAUGGAAACUGGAACAAUUAACAGAAUCAUUCUGGUCGGUGGUUUUGGAGACUCUGAAUAUCUUCGACAAGCAGUAAAGAAAACAUUUGGCUCAGAAAAGAAACUGACUAUCACCAUACCAAACAAUCCACAGAGUGCCAUCGUUCACGGAGCUGCCCUUCGUGGUCUACACGGAAUUCAAUCUACGGCAAGAAGAUGCCGUCGACAUUACGGAUUUUCUUGGGGCAUAUACUUUCGCGAAGGUAUCGAUGACGAAAAGAAUUCGUAUUGGGAUGAAUACUACGAUGCGAAAAUGGUACGAGGCAUAACUAAAUGGAUGAUUAACAAGGGCCAAAAAUACCACCAAGACUAUUCUAAACUUGUAUCUAUCUCUCACACGCAUUGGCCUUCUAAUUCGCUAAAAAAAUCAACUGAGCUAUAUUCCUGCGACCUGGUUGAUGCUCCUGAACGAAUAGAGAAUCCUAGUGUCAAGUACAUCGGUACAAUAGAUGUUGAUUUCACUAAGGUGGAUCUCACUGGGUUUGACAGCAAGAUUAUAUCAGGAAGACGGGUAUAUAUGCUGUCAUACUCGCUCAAGGUAAUAUUUGGUGCCCAGGAGGGAAUUCUUAAGUUUAAGGCAAUUUCAAAGGGAAAAGUGGUGGGAAAAAGCGAAAUCAGCUUCGCAUCAGGAAGUUAUUAUUGACGGCUUUCCACAGAGCACUGAAGCUUAACAUAGAAACAUACACUUCAACUUAGAAUUGUUCCAUGAAAAACAUCUGUAUUGUUAUCUGGC
This is a messenger RNA of Talaromyces proteolyticus, 1918 nucleotides long. Its product is annotated as Hsp70 family protein. The transcript is spliced from 10 exons. Bases 8 to 1828 code for a protein of 606 amino acids. The record is from RefSeq and is a predicted model, not a curated record. Gene Ontology annotation, molecular function: ATP binding; ATP-dependent protein folding chaperone. Lineage: Eukaryota; Fungi; Ascomycota; Eurotiomycetes; Eurotiales; Trichocomaceae.